Messenger RNA from Platichthys flesus (European flounder), 10610 nucleotides. RefSeq names its product mucin-2-like. The record is from RefSeq and is a predicted model, not a curated record. The transcript is spliced from 45 exons. Gene Ontology annotation, cellular component: extracellular matrix. The coding region runs from base 16 to 10476 and encodes 3486 amino acids. Gene Ontology annotation, molecular function: protein binding. Lineage: Eukaryota; Metazoa; Chordata; Actinopteri; Pleuronectiformes; Pleuronectidae.
GCCCACAUAGGCAUCAUGAGGGGGAGAUGUGUUGGGUUGUGUUUCCUUGCGCUGGCUCUUGUUAUUGUUGACGAUGUACAGGCCCGACUGGUUCGGAACCACGUCAGCAGCAUCUGCAGCACGUGGGGCCGCGAGCACUUCAAGACGUUCGACGGGGACGUGUUCCAGUUUCCCGCCAUGUGUGACUACAAUCUGGUCUCUGACUGCCACGAGUCCUACCAGGAGUUCUCAGUGCACAUGAGGAGGAGGGAGAAUGAUGGAGACCCCACCGUCAGCGACGUGGUGGUCACCCUCAGUGACCUGUCAUUCCGACUCAGCAAGAAGCUGGUCACCGUGAACAACGAGCCUGUCAAGCUGCCGUACUACAACGCAGGAGUCCAAGUGGAAAAAAAUGCUGUUUACCUCAAACUCCAUUCCAAAGUGGGCAUCACGGUCAUGUGGAACACUGACGAUGCAAUCAUGGUGGAACUGGAUCAGGACUACGCCAAUCGCACAUGUGGACUUUGUGGAGACUUCAAUGGUGUUGCAGUCUACGAUGAGUUCGUUCACAAUGGUCGCCGAAUCAGCCCAAUUGAGUUUGGCAACAAACACAAAGUCCAUAAUCCAAACGAAGAUUGUGAGGACCCGUAUGAAGAGGAUUAUGAGUCACUGGACACUGUGAAUGUGGCCGAGUCAUGCGCGACAUUUCAAACCACCUGUAACCAGAUGCUGCGUUCAGAGUCCUGGAGCUCCUGCGUCCAACUGAUCGACCCUGAACCUUACAUCCAGGCCUGCGUGCAGGACAUGUGCGGCUGCGCCAAUCUCACAAACGACUUCUGUGUCUGUAGCACAAUGUCUGAGUUCUCCCGACAGUGUUCCCAUGCAGGAGGGCAGCCUCCCAGCUGGAGGACACCUCAGUUCUGUGCUCAACAGUGCCCCCUCAACAUGGUGUAUGAGGAGAGUGGUUCACCUUGUUUGGACACUUGCUCCCAUCAGGACACAAGUUCACUGUGUGAGGACCACAAAAUGGACGGCUGCUUCUGUCCUCCUGGAACUGUGUUUGAUGAUAUUUCCAUGAGAGGGUGCAUCAUUCAAUCUGCAUGUCAGUGCAAACACGACAAGGUCUAUGACUCCGGUGAGGUCUACCGACAGGACCGAUCAGAGUGUACAUGUUUGGAAGGUAGAUGGGCCUGUAAGAGCCUCCAAACACCUGCUACAUGUGCAGUCGAGGAGGGCUCACAUAUCACCACCUUUGAUGGGAAAACCUUCACCUUCCAUGGAGAUUGCUAUUACAUCUUAGCCAAGGUUGACAGCAAGGACGACACAAGUCCAAAGUUCACCAUCCUGAUCCAGCUGGCGCCUUGUGCAAACCAAGAGUUUGAUACUUGUCUGAAAACCCUGAAGAUCCUGCUGAACAAUGACAGAAACAAUGUAUUAACGUUCACUUCAGAUGGAAAAGUGAAGCAGAAUACACAGACCAUCAGUUUGCCCUACCAGGCUCUAGGCGACAUCAACAUCUUCCAGGCUUCGUCCUUUCACAUUUUGCUCCAGACCAGGUUUGGGUUGCAGAUUCAGAUCCAGCAUGUGCCCGUCAUGCAAGUCUAUGUGAGUCUGGAUCCGAGAUACAGAGCAAAUACAAGAGGUUUAUGUGGCAACUACAACAUGGUCCUAUCUGACGAUAUGAAGACACCUCAGGGGAUCGUGGAAGGAACAGCCAUCACUUUCAGUAACUCCUGGAAGGCCAACCUCAUGUGUCGAGACCGAGAUGAAAGACUGGACGACCCCUGUUCCCUCAGUGUAGAGAAUGAGCUGUAUGCCAAACACUGGUGCGCCCUGCUGCUGAAACCAAACAGCACCUUUGCACAGUGUCGCUCGGCGGUGGAUCCUGAGAUGUACUACAAGCGAUGCACUUAUGCGAGCUGUAACUGUGAGAAGAGUGAGGCCUGCUUGUGCGCCGUCUUCUCCUCUUAUGCGCGGGCUUGUGCAGCGAAGGGAGUGUUCUUAAAAGACUGGAGAGAGAACGUGUGCGAUAAAUACUCAAGUAGCUGCCCAGCAUCUCAGACCUUCUCUAACAAACAUCAGAGAUGCCAGUUGACCUGCAAAUCGCUGGGCUCAAAUCAGCAGAGCUGCUCCUCCGACUUCCUACCUGUGGACGGCUGCUCCUGCGCUGAGGGUCUCUACCUGAAUGACAAAGGCGUCUGUGUCCCCAUGGCAAAGUGUCCCUGCUACUACAACGAAGCAUACAUCAAGCCAGGGAAGUCCAUGAACAUCAAGGACGAACACUGUGUUUGCACCAAUGGGAUACUUCACUGUCAUUCUUGGAGAGCCCGCUUAUCAAAAUGCCCUUAUCCAAAAGAGUUUUUCAACUGCUCCUCUCCGGGCACAGGAGAGCUUGGAGUCCAGUGUGCCCGAACCUGUUUGAAUCUGGACAACAACGAUUGUGACUUCACGGAGUGUGAAUCAGGUUGCCAGUGUCCCAGUGGCUUCGUUGAUGAUGGCAAAGGUUCCUGUGUGAAAGAGAACGAAUGUCCAUGUCAGCACGACGGGCAUCUGUACGCCCCAGGGGCAAAAAUUCCUGACAAGUGUAACUACUGUACCUGCAAGAGUGGAAAGUGGGAAUGCACAGACAAAAAAUGUCCAGGAACUUGUAUCAUCUACGGGAGUGGUCACUACUCUACAUUUGAUGAGCAAACAUAUGCCUUUCAAGGAGAUUGUGCCUACAUUGCUGUCAAGUGUGGCCUGUGCGGAGAUUUUGACGGUGAUGUCCAGAAUGACUUCACCACCCAGGGUCAGCUGGAGGUGAGCACUCCAACAGAAUUUGCAAACAGCUGGAAAGUGCACAGCAGCUGCCCAGAUGCAGAAACAAGUGUCGACCCUUGCAAGGCGACACCCAAUCGACACCACUGGGCAAAAUCGAUGUGCAGCAUUAUCACCGGGCCAACGUUCCGAGGCUGCCACAAUAAGGUAAACCCCCUUCCAUUCUAUGAAAACUGCGUGAAAGACUCAUGUGCCUGUGACACUGGAGGAGACUGUGAGUGUUUCUGCACAGCGGUCGCAGCUUAUGCUCAAGCUUGUAAUGAAGCUGAAGUAUGUGUUGCAUGGAGAACUCCAGACAUCUGUCCUGUCUAUUGUGACUAUUACAACAACCCAGAAGACUGCAUGUGGCAUUACAACCCUUGUCACCAACCUUGUUUCAAGACCUGUCUAAAUCCAGAUGGAACUUGUAUUAACCCUAUACCCAAUCUUGAAGGCUGUUACCCUGUAUGCCCAGAAGAUAAACCCAUAUUUGAUGAGCGCAACCAGACUUGUGUGGAGGAAUGUGAAGGUUGCUUUUUCAAUGGAACGCGAUAUGAAGAAAAUGAAGUUAUUUAUAAUGUGAACGAUAGUUUGGGAAUGUGCUACUAUGCAAUCUGCAUCAAUGCAACAGUGAUAUUUGGAAAUGAAACCUGCUACUCUACAACAACAACAACCAAACCUCCUACUACAACUUCUACAACAACAACAACCAAACCUCCUACUACAACUGUGGGGCCAACCACAACCACAGAGUCUACAACUCCGGCAACCAAACCAACAACAACAACUACAGGGCCAACCAGAACCACAGAGUCUACAACCACAACAACAACAAAACCACCUACGACAACUGCAGGGCCAACCACAACCCCAGAGCCUACAACCACAACAACCAAACCUCCUACUACAACUGCAGGGCCAACCACAACCACAGAGUCUACAACCCCGACAACUAAACCAACAACAACAACUACAGGACCAACCACAUCUGGCACAACCCCAUGUAUUGAAACGUGUAAUUGGUCAGAAUGGUAUAAUGUUCAUGACCCAAUAACGGACAAAAAUGACUGGGAAACAUAUGAGAAUAUUACAAAAAGCGGUAAAGAAAUUUGCGAAACACCAGUAGAAAUUGAUUGUAGAUCAGUACUUUAUCCUGAGAUGACCCUUGAUGAAUAUAAGGAUGAAACUGGCCAAGUGGUCAGUUGUGAUUUGGGAAUUGGUUUAAUAUGUAAAAAAGAGAACCAGUUUAGACCAGCAAAGUGUUUUGACUAUAAGAUCAGAGUAUGUUGUCCAGAUAAAACAUGUGAUUACACAACUCAUGCAACUACACCAUCUAUAAUUUCAAGUACAAGAGAGACAACAACAAAAUCUACGACAGAACCUCCUACUACAACUACAACCACAGAGUCUACGACCACAACAACCAAACCUACUACAACAACGCCAGAGCCAAUCAUAACCACAGAGUCUACAACCACAACAACCAAACCUCCUACUACAACGCCAGAGCCAACCACAACCACAGAGUCUACAACAACAACAAACAAACCUACUACAACAACGCCAGAGCCAAUCAUAACCACAGAGUCUACAACCACAACAACCAAACCUCCUAUUACAACGCCAGAGCCAACCACAACCACAGAGUCUACAACAACAAGAACCAAACCUCCUACUACAACAUCAGAGCCAGCCACAACCACAGAGUCUACAACCCCCACAACCAAACCUACUACAACAACGCCAGAGCCAAUCAUAACAACAGAGUCUACAACCACAACAACCGAACCUCCUACUACAACGCCAGAGCCAACCACAACCACAGAGUCUACAACCACAACAACCAAACCUACUACCACAACGCCAGAGCCAACCACAACCACAGAGUCUACAACCACAAAAACCAAACCUCCUACUACAACACCAGAGCCAACCACAGCCACAGAGUCUACAACCACAACAACCAAACCUACUACAACAACGCCAGAGCCAACCACAACCACAAAGUCUACAACCACAACAACCAAACCUCCUACUACAACUGUGGGGCCAACCAAAACCACAGAGUCUACAACCACAACAACCAAACCUCCUACUACAACGCCAAAGCCAACCACAACCACAGAGUCUGAAACCACAACAACCAAACCACCUACGACAACUGCAGGGCCAACCACAACCACAGAGUCUACAACAACAACAACAACAACAACAACAACAACAACAACAACAACAACUAAACCACCUACGACAACUGCAAAGCCAACAACAAGCACAGAGUCUCAAACAACAACAACAAUAACAACAACAACAAAACCACCUACUACAACUGUGGGCACAACUAGUUCUAUAUCAGUAGCAACAGGUCCUGAAGUAACAGUACCAUCAACUGCCCCCCUUGUCAGUGAACAUACAACUAUAACGUCAGAGAAUACUCAGACACCAAGUACAAUAGAGUCUACAACCACAACAACCAAACCACCUACGACAACGCCAGAGCCAACCACAACCACAGAGUCUACAACUACAACAACCAAACAUCCUACUACAACGCCAGAGCCAACCACAACCACAGAGUCUACAACUACAACAACCAAACCUCCUACUACAACGCCAGAGCCAACCACAACCACAGAGUCUACAACUACAACAACCAAACCUCCUACUACAACGCCAGAGCCAACCACAACCACAGAGGCUACAACUACAACAACCAAACCUCCUACUACAACGCCAGAGCCAACCACAACCACAGAGUCUACAACCACAACAACCAAACCUACUACAACAACGCCAGAGCCAACCACAACCACAGAGUCUACAACCACAACAACCAGACCCACUAAAACAACGCCAGAGCCAACCACACCCACAGAGUCUACAAACACAACAACCAGACCUACUACAACAACGCCAGCGCCAACCACAACCACAGAGUCUACAACCACAACAACCAAACAUCCUACGACAACGCCAGAGCCAACCACAACCACAGAGUCUACAACUACAACAACCAAACAUCCUACUACAACGCCAGAGCCAACCCCAACCACAGAGUCUACAACUACAACAACCAAACAUCCUACUACAACGCCAGAGCCAACCACAACCACAGAGUCUACAACUACAACAACCAAACCUCCUACUACAACGCCAGAGCCAACCACAACCACAGAGGCUACAACUACAACAACCAAACCUCCUACUACAACGCCAGAGCCAACCACAACCACAGAGUCUACAACCACAACAACCAAACCUACUACAACAACGCCAGAGCCAACCACAACCACAGAGUCUACAACCACAACAACCAGACCCACUAAAACAACGCCAGAGCCAACCACACCCACAGAGUCUACAACCACAACAACCAGACCUACUACAACAACGCCAGAGCCAACCACAACCACAGAGUCUACAACCACAACAACCAAACAUCCUACUACAACGCCAGAGCCAACCACAACCACAGAGUCUACAACUACAACAACCAAACAUCCUACUACAACGCCAGAGCCAACCACAACCACAGAGUCUACAACUACAACAACCAAACCUCCUACUACAACGCCAGAGCCAACCACAACCACAGAGUCUACAACCACAACAACCAAACCACCUACGACAACGCCAGAGCCAACCACAAACACAGAGUCUACAACCACAACAACCAAACCUACUACAACAACGUCAGAGCCAACCACAACCACAGAGUCUACAACCACAACAACCAAACCUACUACAACAACGCCAGAGCCAACCACAACCACAGAGUCUACAACCACAACAACCAAACCUACAACAAAAACGCCAGAGCCAACCACAACCACGGAGUCUACAACAAAAGAGACAACAACAAAAUCUACAACAGAGCCUCCAACUACAACUACAACCACAACAACCAAACCUCCUACUACAACUGUGGGGCCAACCACAACCCCAGAGCCUACAACCACAACAACAAAACCUCCUACUACAACUGCAGGGCCAACAGCAACCCCAGAGCCUACAACCACAACAACCAAACCUCCUACUACAACUGCAGGGCCAACCACAACCACAGAGUCUACAACCACAACAACCAGACCUACUACAACAACGCCAGAGCCAACCACAACCACAGAGUCUACAACCACAACAACCAAACCACCUACAACAACGCCAGAGCCAACCACAACCACAGAGUCUACAACAAAAGAGACAACAACAAAAUCUACAACAGAGCCUCCUACUACAACUAUAACCACAACAACCAAACCUCCUACUACAACUGUGGGGCCAACCAAAACCCCAGAGCCUACAACCACAACAACAAAACCUCCUACUACAACUACAGGGCCAACCACAACCACAGAGUCUACAAUCAAAACAACAACAAAACCACCUACGACAACUGCAGGGCCAACCACAACCCCAGAGCCUACAACCACAACAACCAAACCACCUACGACAACUGCAGGGCCAACCACAACCACAAAGCCUACACCCACAAUAACCAAACCUCCUACUACAACUGUGGGGCCAACCACAACCACAGAGUCUACAACCCUGAUAACUAAACCAACAACAACAACUACAGGGCCAACCACAACCAAAGAGUCUACAACAACAACAACAACAACAACACAACCACCUACAACAACUGCAGGGCCAACCACAACCACAAAGCCUACAACCACAACAACAACAGAACCCCCUACAACAACUGCAGGGCCAACCACAACCACAAAGCCUACAACCACAACAACAACAAUACCACCUACGACAACCGCAGGGCCAACCCCAACCCCAAAGUCUACAACCACAACAACAACAAAACCACCUACGACAACUGCAGGGCCAACCCCAGUGUCUACAACAACAACAACCAAACCUCCUACUACAACUGUGGGGCCAACCACAACCACAGAGUCUACAACCCAGACAACCAAACCAACAACAACAACUACAGGGCCAACCACAACCACAGAGCCUACAACAACAACAACACAACCACCUACAACAACUGCAGGGCCAAGCACAACCACAAAGCCUACAACCACAACAACAACCAAACCACCUACAACAACGCCAGAGCCAACCACAACCACAGAGUCUACAACCACAACAACCAAACCACCUACAACAACGCCAGAGCCAUCCACAACCACAGAGUCUACAACCACAACAACCAAACCUACUACAACAACACCAGAGCCAACCACAACCACUGAGUCUGUAAGCGCCACCACAGUAUGCUUCUGCAUAGUUAAUGGCAAGCAGUACAAGCCAGGGGAUGUAAUAUAUGACAGGAAUGACCUUGGAUCAGAUGUUUGUCUCACAAUGAUAUGUUCUGAUAUUUGCGAGAUUCUCAACAAGACAGAAAGUUGCACCACGCCUGCGACUACACCUACACCUACAACCACACCUGCAACAAUACCUCCUACCUGUCCUACUUGGAAUGUAACACAAAAUGAGACAUUCUUUCUCUGCAACUGCACCAUGGCCAAAUGCCUUGAGAACAAUACAAUUGAAAUUGUUCCAUAUGAAUGUCCACUCCCCGUGCCCAUCAAUUGUACCAACGGACAAAAGAAUCCAACUCUUGUGUGGGACGAGUACCACUGCUGCCAAUAUUAUGUUUGUGACUGUGCAUGUGAAGGCUGGGGAGAUCCUCAUUACAUCACAUUUGAUGGAUUGUUCUACAGUUACCAAGGAAACUGCACUUACGUUUUGAUGGAAGAGAUUUUACCAAAGCAUGGGCUGAAGAUUUAUAUUGACAACGUCUAUUGUGAUCCAACUGAAGAUGUUUCUUGUCCGCGAUCUUUGAUUAUAUCAUAUAAUUCGCAAGUGGUCAAACUUAUAAAUCACAAUCUUAUGGGAGCAGCACAGUUGGAGGCUCUGAAAAAUGGAAAACGUCUGAAGCUACCUUAUUCACAAAACGGCGUUAAGAUCUUAAGUUCUAAACUUAACAUGGUUCUUGAGAUCCCCCGUUUAGAAGUGGUUAUUACAUUUGGAAUAACUGGCUUUAGCAUUGACCUUCCAUUUCAAUACUUUGGCCAAAACACUCAGGGCCAUUGUGGAACUUGUGACAACAACCAGGCCAAUGACUGCAGGUUGCCUGGAGGCCAGCUGAUUGAAAGUUGUGCAGUGAUGGCUGACUAUUGGCUUGCCAAAGACAUUUACCAACCCAGCUGUGAGAUACCAUCUGUGCUGCCCACCAAAGUACCUACACCUCCACCAGAGUUAAUUCCAUGCAAGCCGGAUAGCUUGUGUGACCUUCUUAAAAGCAGCAUCUUUGCAGCGUGCCAUCCAGUUGUGCCCAUUGAGAACUUCUACCGAGGUUGUGUUUUUGACAGCUGUCAUGUUUCAAACCCAGCAGUGGAGUGCACAAGUUUGCAGACUUAUGCUGCUGCCUGUGCCAAAGCUGGGGUUUGCCUAAACUGGAGGAACCACACUACACUGUGUGCAAGUGACUGCCCAUCAAACACAGUUUACAAACCAUGUAGUCCUGUAGAACAGCCCUCCUGCGAAGACAAUCCUGAUGAAGUAAUGAUGAACUAUGCUACCGAGGGCUGCUUUUGUCCAGAUGGAAUGAAACUCUUCAACAAAGAGUCUGGCGUGUGUGUUGAUAAGUGUGGGUGUCUUGAUCCCGAGGGCAUUCCUCGUGAGUUCGAUGAGCAGUUUGAGUACAAAUGCCAAAACUGCCUCUGUGAGGAGUCCACUAAGACUGUGACCUGUAAGCCCAAGGUUUGCCCAGAGCCACCUGCAGAAACCUGCACUGGUCCAGGGUUCAUCCUUGUCAACCAAACAAAUCCGUCAGACAGCUGUUGUUAUUCCUUUGUUUGCCAAUGUAAAAGCAGCACUUGCCCAGUUAACAGCAUGAAGUGUCCAGUUGGAUAUUCGCCAGUCGUCACUGUCCCUGAGGGGAAAUGCUGUUUAGAACUUACAUGUGAGCCUAAAAGAGUUUGUGUCCACAAAGGGGCUGAGUACCAGCCUGGUUCUCCAGUUCCUGCAGCAAUUUGUCAAGACUGUACCUGUAGUACUGAGGUGGACCCCAAAACUAAACUUUUCAAAGUAACCUGUGAGUUUAAGCAAUGUCAAGAAACAUGUGACGAGGGAUAUGAGUAUAUGGAAACUGAUCCAAAAGUAUGUUGUGGAAAGUGUGUACAGACACACUGUGAACUCAGUCUGAACGGUACCAAGCAUCUGUUGACGCCGGGAGAAACCUGGUCACCACCUGAGAACAUGUGUGAGCAUCACACCUGUAUUAAGAGCGGUGAGACGUUACAAACGACCAGCUCACAUAUCGUGUGUCCACCUUACCAGCAGAGCAACUGCCACCCUGAUACAAUUCAGACUGCUGCCAAUGGUUGUUGUAAAAUAUGUGAAGAGAAGGAGAAAGCCUGCAAGGUAGUACCCAUGAAAAUCCAGAUAUUGCAAAACGGCUGUCAGUCUUCUGAGAAGAUAGACAUGCCGUACUGUGAAGGAUCCUGCAAUACUUUCACCAAGUACUCUGAGGGAUUAGCUGCUCUGCAGCAUUCCUGCUCCUGCUGUAAGGAGACAAAGACCAGCAGACACACUGUGGACUUGAACUGCCUGAAUGGAGACGUGGUUCGCUACACAUACACACACGUGGACGAGUGUGGCUGUGGCCACACAGACUGCACUACACCUCCUGGAAAAUCUGCUCGCAGGAGGCGAAGCUUCACACUAGUGUAGCAAAGAAAUCAUCAUCACAUUAAUUGAUAUGGGAUGUAAAGAUUACUCCCAUAUAGUUCUACCAAUCAUUACACCUCUUACAAAUUAAUUGUCAUUGUCAUGCAAGUAUUUGUCAAUUAAAAAGUUGCAACUCU